Messenger RNA from Volvox carteri f. nagariensis, 1041 nucleotides. RefSeq names its product histone H3 (gene hstH3-11). NCBI's taxonomy places the organism in Eukaryota, Viridiplantae, Chlorophyta, Chlorophyceae, Chlamydomonadales, Volvocaceae. Gene Ontology annotation, molecular function: structural constituent of chromatin; DNA binding; protein heterodimerization activity. The transcript has 2 exons. The record is from RefSeq and is a predicted model, not a curated record. Gene Ontology annotation, cellular component: nucleosome. Bases 128 to 535 code for a protein of 135 amino acids.
CCCAGAGUUUUUAACUGUAACUAUCCUUAAUUAUCUGGAGUCCCUUGGGCUAGGUUUUGGCGUCUUUUGACUCCUUGUUACGACACCGUCCCCCAAAUCUACGUUUACUCCUUGCUAGCUGUUAAAGAUGGCUCGCACCAAGCAGACGGCCCGUAAAUCGACUGGUGGUAAGGCGCCUCGCAAGCAGCUUGCUACGAAGGCAGCGCGCAAGACUCCUGCGACGGGCGGUGUGAAGAAGCCGCACCGCUACCGCCCCGGCACCGUCGCGCUGCGCGAGAUUCGCAAGUACCAGAAGAGCACUGAGCUGCUCAUUCGCAAGCUUCCCUUCCAGCGCCUUGUGCGUGAGAUCGCUCAGGACUUCAAGACCGAUCUGCGCUUCCAGACCCAGGCAGUUCUGGCACUCCAGGAGGCCGCUGAGGCCUACCUGGUGGGCCUGUUCGAGGAUACCAACUUGUGCGCCAUCCACGCCAAGCGCGUCACCAUCAUGCCCAAGGACAUCCAGCUGGCGCGUCGCAUUCGCGGCGAGCGUGCGUAGGAGGAUAAAACUCCCCUAACAUGUGCAAAUUGAGCAUGGAAGCCUGAAGGGCCUCCUGCGUCAAGUGUAACACUUUUGAAGACUUGCAUACAUGCAGGGGGCGUAUGGAUUCUUGCUUGACUUUUGCUUCUUGAAUUUUACACAGCAGCGACUUCAGGCGAAUGCCUUCCUUUUUGAGCCAUCGCCGAGGCUUGGAGAGGUUUUACCUCUUGCGUGCGAGGGUAGCAUAUGUUCCGUUGUGUAAUGCCGCCUGACGUUGGGUGCUGGAACGUGCCCUUAUAUUUGUGCCAAGGUUUGUCGCAUGAUCGCGACGAUGUCGUUCCGCCACGUGUUGCAAAUGACAGAUCUGUGUAUCAUGGUUUCACUUAGUGCCGCGUAUCUCCAGGAUGGGCCGUGGAAUGCUUUGUGUCCAAUGCUUGUCUAUGCAUUUUGCCGGCAACAUGCCUUGUCUGGCCCAUGUACAUUAAUCACAAGCUGUGUAAGAUAUACAAUCCAGGAUUCGUGUG